CAGCUUACUCAGAGACUGCCUUCUGGGGGUUUCGCCUUCGUCAGCAGCCUAGACCUGGCCAACCCUCUGACUGUAAAGACAGUUCGGGAAGCAGGCAGGGAGCAGAGAUAGACAAGCGUCUGCUCUCCGAGGGUCAGACACAUCGGGAAUACAUCGCUGAUAUUGUUACCCGAAUCAGUCGCAAAUCGCCAAGGCUUUCUGUGUGUCGCUGGCUCGCCAUUUUCAGAGGUGGAGGAAGGAUUUAAGGGGGAGGGAAUCUAUUAAACAAGAGAAGUGUUGUUUCGGCAAACAAAGGACAGCACACAGAAGUGAGACACAGAGAGAGUGUGGCUUUAGCUUCGUUUCCAGUUCUCACGGAGUGAAACGCCGCGUAAGUGUUCUAUUCCGCUUUAUCAUUAUGGCACGGGACCAUGGAAUAUCAUAGAGAAAUGGCUCAGGAGACAAACCAGACUCCAGGACCCAUGCUGUGCAAUACAGGAUGUGGUUUUUAUGGGAAUCCUAGAACAAAUGGAAUGUGCUCCGUUUGCUAUAAAGAACACCUUCAAAGACAGAACAGUGGCAGAAUCAGUCCAAUGGGGGCAGCCAGUGGUUCAAAUAGUCCGUCUGCAGAAUCUGCAUCUGUACAGAGAGUAGAAACUUCCUUGAACUGUGAAGGUGCUGUAGGUGGCCUCUCUGAUAAAUCAAGAAAUACACCCUUGGCUGCAUUGCCUGUAACCCAGCAAAUGACAGAAAUGAGCAUUUCAAGAGAAGACCAUGUUGCCUCCCCCAAAACAGAAACGUCUGAGCCGGUUGUGACUCAGCCAAGCCCUUCGGUAUCCCAACCCAGUACUUCUCUGGAUGAGGAAAAGGCACCAGAGCUUCCAAAGCCAAAGAAAAACAGAUGUUUUAUGUGCCGGAAGAAGAUUGGCCUCACAGGUUUUGACUGCCGUUGUGGGAAUCUCUUCUGUGGACUUCAUCGUUAUUCAGACAAGCACAACUGUCCGUAUGAUUACAAAGCAGAGGCUGCUGCAAAAAUAAGAAAAGAAAACCCCGUUGUGGUGGCAGAAAAAAUACAGAGAAUAUAAACAAUGAUACAUUUUGUGAAGACAGACUUCUAUUUUUUUCUGGGUUUCUGAUUUUAAAAUAUCCUAGGGAAUAUGAAAGAGCAGAUGCAUGUCCAUUUUUUUUUCCUUCUGAUGUUAUCCUCAGUUUCUUUUUGUGAUGUUUCUCUUCCUCUCCCCACCCCCAUCUUAUCUUGAACUUAAAGAAUGUUUGGGUGUUUGUUACAGACAAAAUUGGAUGAAUACAUACAGCCCUUUUCCAACAGAAGCACCUGGGCCCAAAAUCCGUGGAUUGUCGUCAUUGGACUAAGCUUUACAAUUCUUGCAUAUCUGGUGUUCUGUUAACAAGCGAAUGUGCCAAAAAACUGUAGGCUUCCAUCCUGCAUGCCUUCACCUGAUCCUCGGCUUGUAGAAAUAGAUUUGGCAGCUGGCUUAUCCUGGUCUAAUACAGCAGGAUAAAACAGAUAAUGCACCUUCUCCCAUGUCCUAGAUUACUCUGAAAUUAACUGUACUGGAUAUGAACUGUAUCAGACUGUAUUGCAGUAGGAUGUUCCUGUUCUAGUCAUUUCAAAAACUGCUUUGCAAAACUCUUUGCAUGCUGUAGAAGAAUUCAGGUGACAGCCGGCCUUUACAUUUUCUGAAUAGCAGAACUUUGAAUUGGUCCAAACCAUAGCACUGCCAAGAAACAGUCCAGCAACUGCACCAAGUAAAUAAAUAGGAUCCUUAAUACAUGUGGUGUCAUUAAGCUUCUCCAGCCGUUCCUCAGCUGCUGCUUUGAAACUGAACUUUGUGGCAUUUUUGGGGGGCCUAUAAACAAUAUGCAAUAUUUCACUGAAAUAAUGACUGCCCUUUUCCCACCUGUUUAGUGUCCUGUGACACUAAGGUUAAUCGUGCCGUUAGCUUUCUUUUUUUUUAUAGUUCUUGUGAGGUUUAUGAGCUUCACACAUAUUUGCACAAGGAAUAUGUUGUCAUUUUUGGGUAGCUUGUGUGCAGUAACUAUACUAGUCCAUGCAUUGUGCAGGGGUUUUAUCUGUGCCACAAGUGCAAUAUUCUCCACCAUUAAAGAAUAAGGAUACCUUAAAGGGCAAGUCAACACCAAAAUAAAAAUUUGCCCAAUAAAAAAAACAUAAUUCUAAGCAACUUUCUAAUAUACAUUCAUUACAAA
Xenopus laevis (African clawed frog) is the source of this 2205-nucleotide messenger RNA. RefSeq names its product zinc finger AN1-type containing 5 L homeolog (gene zfand5.L). Lineage: Eukaryota; Metazoa; Chordata; Amphibia; Anura; Pipidae. The record is from RefSeq and is a predicted model, not a curated record. Gene Ontology annotation, molecular function: zinc ion binding; DNA binding. The coding region runs from base 411 to 1064 and encodes 217 amino acids. The transcript has 6 exons.